Molecule: messenger RNA, 877 nt
Organism: Punica granatum (pomegranate)
Lineage: Eukaryota; Viridiplantae; Streptophyta; Magnoliopsida; Myrtales; Lythraceae
Source: RefSeq, a predicted model, not a curated record
CCUUAUCCCCAGUUGGAAACUAACAGAGAGGAGUACCUUAGGAAAUCGAUUGACACUAGAGAGAUGGAAUCCUUCAGGAGGCCUAACAGAAGCGAUGUUCAUUUAUCGAGGGAUGAAGAGGUGAAAGCAGAGGAGGAGACGAGAGAUUACUUUGACGGUAUCGCUCCCAAGCGCCAUACCAAGCCGCGGAGGAGCGAGGAUUCUUCCAACUAUGUUGAUGCACUGUCCAGUAAUGGCGUUGACAAUCCUACACCGGAGUUGGUGGAGUUCCAACGCCUCGAGGGUAGUACUCAGAAACUGAAUUACAGUGGAAGCCAAGUGGAGGAGGAAUUUAUGGAGACUGCCUACUACAAGGAUCUCAACAACGUUGACAAGCAACACCACCAGACUGGAACCGGCUUUAUAAAGGUGGAUAAUUCAAGUGAUGGAAGUUUCAAUCUCACACCUGAUACUUCCACAGGACUUCAUGCCUCCUGCAAGGGCAAUCCAGCAACCAACGAUUGGAUUCCCUCCGCUGCUGACACGGUGAGCCAGAAAUCUGCACCAGAUCAGGAUUUAAUUGCCUCAGACAAGCCAAACAGGAGUGAAAAUUGAGGUGGCUUGGUCAUGUCUCCAAAUAUUCUGGACGAAGCACAUUAUUCCAUGCAUUUGACGUGGUUCAUAUUCAGUAUUUGAAAGGAGUUAUUGUCCAACUUAUCCCCAGCCUACAGGGUCUAAGAUAUGGUAGCUACAACACCAAUAGUAUUGCCUCAGGUUGCACGGGUCACUUAUCCCAAAAAAAAAAAAAAGAAGUUGCGCUGGUCAAUGUGGAAGUGUUUCUUUUACUGUAAGAUUACUACCUUUGAAUAAUCAAUAAAUGACCAAAUAAAUCUUCAAU